Molecule: messenger RNA, 3573 nt
Organism: Falco peregrinus (peregrine falcon)
Lineage: Eukaryota; Metazoa; Chordata; Aves; Falconiformes; Falconidae
Gene: PEX7
Product: peroxisomal biogenesis factor 7
Exons: 10
Coding region: 48-1010 (320 amino acids)
Biological process (GO): protein import into peroxisome matrix
Cellular component (GO): peroxisomal matrix; cytosol
Molecular function (GO): protein binding
Source: RefSeq, a predicted model, not a curated record
GGGGGCGGCAGCUCCUCCGCGCCGCGGUCGGGGCCCGGUGGGGGGCCAUGGGCACGGCGGGCGGCGGCGCCCUGCGGCUGCCCGGGCUGCACGGCUACGCGGCGGAGUUCUCGCCCUACUGGCCGGGGCGUGUGGCCUGCGCCGCCGCGCAGUACUACGGCAUCGCAGGCUGUGGAACUUUGGCAGUGCUGGAACAAAAUGAAGCCAAGAUUGUUCUGCUCAGGAGUUUUGACUGGAAUGAUGGCCUGUUUGAUGUGACCUGGAGUGAGAAUAAUGAACAUGUGUUGAUCACUUCUAGUGGAGAUGGAUCUCUGCAAAUCUGGGAUACAGCUAAAACAAAAGGUCCACUGCAAGUCUAUAAAGAGCACACUCAGGAGGUAUUUAGUGUUGACUGGAGCCAAACUAGAGGAGAACAGCUAGUGGUGUCUGGUUCAUGUGAUCAAACAGCCAAGCUGUGGGAUCCAGCUGUGGGGAAGUCAUUAUGCACUUUUAAAGGCCACGAAGCGGUCAUUUACAGCACUAUAUGGUCUCCACACAUCCCAGGUUGUUUUGCAUCUGCCUCAGGUGACCAGACUUUAAGAGUUUGGGAUGUGAAAGCUCCCAAAGUCAACCUUGUGAUACCAGCCCACCAGGCUGAGAUCUUGAGCUGUGACUGGUGCAAAUAUGAUGAGAACUUGCUGGUAACUGGUGCAGUUGACUGUAGCUUGAAAGGCUGGGAUUUGCGGAACAUCCGUCAACCAGUGUUCAUCUUGCUUGGUCAUACCUAUGCUAUCAGAAGAGUAAAAUUUUCACCAUUCCAUGCAACCUUAUUGGCGUCUUGCUCCUAUGAUUUUACUGUGAGAUUCUGGGAUUUUUCCAAGCCUAACCCUUUGCUGGAAACAGUCGAGCAUCAUACUGAAUUUACAUGUGGACUGGAUUUAAGUCUUCACAACCGUGGUCAGGUGGUGGACUGUGCUUGGGAUGAACUAGUCAAGAUCUAUACUCCAUCGUGUCUGGCAGUUCCUGUCUAGAGAAAAAGUGGAUUGGACCCACCAGGAACCUUUCUCUCUUCCCCCAUGACCAGACUUGUGCUGAAUUGUCAACUGUGUCACUAAUCUUAGUGUCUCCGUUUAGGUAAAACUCUGUCUGAACAGAAUGUUAUGCACUUAAGCACGUGGAGAUUUUAGGGCUUGGUUUACUGUACCAGUAAAACGUUCAACAGCUACUGAAUGGCUGAAGAGUUACCAUAGCAGAUACGAGCUGGUGUCUGUAGAGCAGGAUCACCAACACAGUUUUGUGAUCUGUCUGGCUAAUGAGAGCUGAAGCCUGAAUCCUCUUGAUCCUUACAAAGAGUAAAAGUAACUGGCAGUGUAUUUUGAGAUAAUGUCGCUGUAGAAAAGAAGAGGAAAAAAGCAUCUUUUCACUGUAAAGUACUGUAAAGUCAACUGAGGUUUGUACCACUUGGAUGCAUUUAUAUGUAUAUGUUUUGCUGUGACUCACUUUGCAUUAUGUUCUUGUGCAAUAUGACGAAUACUCUUGAUAGACAGUAAAUGUCAUACUUUAUAGCCAGCUGAUUCAUUUGACCAUUUUGAUUGCCACUUCACAAAGAUAAUAAAGAUUAGUUUAAUAUGUUUUUUCAGUUAGAUGUCCUUGAGUAAAACAGUUGAUGAAGUCAUGUAGAAAGAUAGUCUGAUAUUAGAGAAAACACUUAGGAAAAAAUGAAAUACAGACAACACCAAUUGCAUCACAAUCCUCAGGAUUUAGAGAUCAGGCAACCAGCUCUCCUAUUGGACUUGUCUUCUGUUUUCACUUAGAAAGUUUUUCCAAGAGGUAGAAGAGGAAUGUGGCCAUAUAUUCAGUGUUUCUGGAGCUCUGACAGCCUGGCCAAAGUGAAAGCUGAUGUCCAGACCAGUUGAACCUACAUACGUGCAGUGUAACUGCAUGGUAUAAGCAUAGCAAGCAGAUCCAGCGUGGGCAAGCUAUUGCACUUAGAAGAAUAAGCCAAACAUGUUAUGGGUAUGUUGAGUACUUUGACUCCUCAGCCCACAUGCUGGUAUUUUUAUCUGAGUUUUUCUGGGGCAAGUAGAGAUGUUCAGGUUUUAUGCCUCUCCAGUCUCCUUUGAAUACUCUUUCGGGAUCCAGCUGCGUGAGGCUUCUCUCUUGGUUUCCUGCUAGCUUUUGGGGUUUGGGGUUGGGGUUUUUGAUUUGGGUGUUUUGUUUUCUUUUUUUUAUUUUACCUUAAAGCUGUCUCCCUUCUGCUGUUACUCCAUAUCAACAAGCUUUACCAUCAAAAGACUGCAGAUCAGGUCUUUGCAGAUCUCUGGUCAGGCUUUCAUAGUCUUCUGUUAAUGAAUUGCUGUGCAUUUCUGGGCUGUACCACUCGUAUAUCAAGCAACAGCAGACACUGCCAGAUCUACUGGAUGCUUUGAAGAAGUGAAAGAAUUCAGAAGAGCUAAGACCUGCAAGUUGCAAGGAAAGACUGAUUGUGCUGUUUUGGAGCAUGUAGCCACAGGGAGAUGAGCUUGUAUUGAUUUGGUGAUAGGGCAAGACUAAGAAACCCUCUUCUGCAACAUGAGAAUCUGGAACCUGGUAGGAUCUAAGAUUUUUCUGGGUCACUGCAAACUGACUCCAGAAUGUCAUCUUCUCAAGCUGAAUGAAGAAGUAGGUUUUUUGGGUUUUUUUGAUUUUUGUUUUUUUUGUGACAGUGUGCUGCACCAAAUUCCAUAUAUUUACUGUGCUUUAAUUGUGUGUGCUGAGGAAUGAUGCAACGAUAAAGCUGUGCUGCAUACAGCUUUCAGCAAUAUCGUGGACCAUAAAAUCUAAUUUUAGGCAUUAAAAUUGAUUAUUUCAACUUUAAUAGUUACUCCACCCUUCUGCUUUAUCUCUUUUUUUCUGCUUAGAUUGCCACUUACUUGUCUGAGUGAGUGGAACAUUUUGGUGGGAGUAUGUAUUUUAUAUGCAUGUUUCUGGGGAGAAGGAUUGAGGGAGAGGGACAUUCUAAAUGCUGCCAUAGCCUAUCAAUGGAAGGUCAAAUGGAGAAAACCUAGCACAGCAGGGGCAGGAAUUCUGACCACACACACUCAACAUGUGGAUUAAACCUUUUCUAAACUACCUUCUCUCCCCUCAUAUCCUGAUUAGUGUCAGUGCUGAGGGUUGCUGUGUCUGGAUUUAAUUCUCUUGAAAAACGAGUGGAUCCAGAAGAUGCACAGAGUAAAUAAAAAUUGCGGCCUUUAAUCUUCCUGCUUGAUCUUUGAAUGGAGGGAACGUGCUGUAACAUUUCUGCAUUGUAACAGAAAAAGUUGUUGCUGAUUCUUAAUUCUCAGGGAAUGGUUGCUAUAGUUGUUGUAAAGAAAUACUUUUUAUUUUAUGACCAUAAUACUAGCUUCUCUUUUUUUUCCAUUUACUGAAACAGAUCUUUAACAACAACAGUCUUAAAUAUGUAAAGUGUUCUCCUUUUAAACUUGCUUCUGUGGAAGAUUUUGUUUUACGGGAGCUCAUAGAUUUCUCCUUGGUUCAGGAAAUAUAUUGAUUACUCAUGUUCUGAAGGAGUGGAUUUGCAAUUCUACAGUGCUAUUAAAUUAAUUGCACACAAUA